AUGAGCUCCGAAGCUCCGCAAGAGUACUCCUUCGAUGAGGAGAUACUUCACUUCUUCCGCCAGACCUCUGCAACUCAGUUAGCUUGCAAUGCUCGUGCGCAGGAGCUCGCCGGUGGGCCUGUUGUUCCUGUUGAAAUCCAAGGUAGCUGUAGCUAUACUGUUUAUGCAGGACCCACUCGCGAGUCCGUGGUACAAUUUCGACUUGAAUCGCUAACCCUGAAGACCGCCAUGGUCAAUCUGGCCCGUGACAUAUACGGGCCUUUGAUUCCGUCUGCUACUUUCUAUGGUCGGAUUGGAGACUCAAAUGAGGGCGCAGAUGGAAAAGAGCAGUUACUUGUCUAUGUCAUGAGUCGAGUAAAAGGCAUCAGCCACCUUGAUUUCAUUCUGGCUCAUAAUCUUCCACCUGACUCGGUCGAGUUUUGUAUCUGGCGACAAAACCUGAUAGCAGACAUUGCAGGAUUCCUUGGGCUGGCAUGGAAGCAUCCACAGCCUAUUAGCUCAUCGGAUCGAGAAGCUAAACUUCAGAGAUACGAGAAAGAUUUACGCCAACUUCUUGUCGCGCUGCCGAGUCGCUUCCAGCCCAUCAUCCAACAAUCCAUUGAUACUCUGCCAGCUAUCUUCGCACUUCCUAUGGUCCUUAUCCAUAAGGACUUUGGUGUCCACAACGUUAUGGUCGACGAGAAAUACAAUCAUCUAGUCGGAGUCAUUGACUGGGCUGAAGCUGAGAUUGGGCCCUUUGGGACAAACUUCCACUCCCUCCAGCAAUUCAUGGGCCACUUUCGCCUUCGUGUAGGCUGGAUCCGCCAUGCCAACUACGAAAUUUUAGAUCGAAUCUUUUGGGACAUCCUAUCGAGAAGUACCGGAAACCUUGAUGCCGAUACCCUCCAGACAAUCAAAGCGGCCAGAAUCGUUGGUCUUCUACGGUCCCACGGAUUCACGAGUCGUCUCGGUAAUAAGACAGAGCCAGAGCCUAUUCGAGAUGAUGAAAGUGGAGCCUACAAUAUGCUUGGACUAGAUGGAUUGCUUCUUACCCCAGCUACGAAGCUUGUGGAUUAG
Molecule: messenger RNA, 1056 nt
Organism: Penicillium malachiteum
Lineage: Eukaryota; Fungi; Ascomycota; Eurotiomycetes; Eurotiales; Aspergillaceae
Product: aminoglycoside phosphotransferase family protein
Exons: 2
Coding region: 1-1056 (351 amino acids)
Source: RefSeq, a predicted model, not a curated record